UCAUUUUUGAAAACACAUGAGAGUAUGAACUGCGAUGCUUCACCCUGGCAGUGCUUCAUGAAAAGUAUGAACUGCGAUGCUUCACCCUGGCAGUGCUUCAUGAAAAGUAUGAACUGCGAUGCUUCACCCUGGCAGUGCUUCAUGAAAAUGUAAAUGGACAGACCAGAAGAACAGUUGCCAUUAAAAGUACCACUGAUCUGCAUUGUGGAACUGGAGACCAGAAUGUGAGAAAUGAUGAAGGGAGAUGGCAAGAGAAGUUCCUCACCCUCAGACAUAGCAGCCAAGAGAGCUCGGAAGAGUUCAGGAGAUUCUCUCACUAGUGUUACCUUAGCAACAACAGACAGAGGAGACAGGGUCCUUGAAUUGCAAGGAUUAACUGACGAGGCGGCAUUGGUUACAUUGGACAGGAACAAAAACUCACCAUUGGAGCCGGGUGAAAUUCCAAUAGACAGUGUUGCCAUUCCUUCUAGCCCCACCCCCAAUGGCACCUCAGAUGGUGGUAUUGAGUCCCUCGCUUCACCACCAGAUGGCAGUACCUUCAGCAGCAGUGAGAGUUGGGUAAUGUCAGCUGGCUCCCCUCCAGCAGUGAAAAGUGAACCCAAUUGUGACACGAGCCCAGUGGAUUUUUCAGUUACAGAUUCUCUGGACAACUUAACAGGAGAUCUUGGCAAAUCUAACAGUGAAGUAGGACUGGACACCACACUGACAUCAUUCUACAAUAGCAACACUUCCUCCAUUGCUGUGACUUCUAGGACAGCUAUCACACCUUCCAACAUGAACACAGCCUAUUCUCAGUUUGGCCUCCAGACUGGCUUCAGUUAUCAGCAGCAAGGGGGAUAUCCUCUCAUGUACAACCCUCAGGAUUUGAAGAAACCACAAGUUGGACAGGGUACUGGUAGUUUUUAUCCUUCCUCAAGCUACAGUCAGGCCACCCAGUACAUGUACCCCACACAAGUGCCCUUUACUAGUGCUAAUCCUGCCAAUAGUACAUCAUCCAACUCCUCAGCACAACAGCCAUUAGAAUAUAAUUAUGCUGGGUACCCAACAGGAUAUUUUUACCCUGGAGUCCCAACAAAUUCAACAGUGGCCGUGCCACCCUCCUCACAGACAUACCAGCUAGUGGAUGUUCCACACACAGCAGCAGGGAGUCAGCAAUCUGAUGUCACUUCCUGUCUAGUGGGAAGUGGACAUUUAAGUCCAAAAGUAGUCCCUCAGCCUGAAACGUUCCCCAGUAUAAACCCGUCACCCUCACCCCCUGGUAUGAGAGACAACACAUCCUCUAAACGUAGUAAUCGAAAUAGAAGCACAGGAAGUCGGAGUGGUGGACGAACGACAGCCUCCCCGGGACCAGAGUCAGAUUUAGAACGAGUAUUUGUGUGGGAUUUAGACGAGACAAUCAUUAUAUUUCAUUCACUGCUCACAGGAACAUAUGCACAAAGAUAUGGCAAGGAGUACCAUUCCUCCGUGUCACUAGGGGUGCGUAUGGAAGAAAUGAUAUUCAACCUGGCCGAUUCUCAUCUAUUUUUCAAUGAUUUAGAGGAGUGUGAUCAGGUACACAUUGAUGAUGUCUCCUCCGAUGACAAUGGCCAGGAUUUGGGCUCAUACAACUUUGCCACUGAUGGCUUCAAAGCAGCGACUUCCAAUGCCAAUCUGUGCCUAGCAACAGGUGUGAAAGGGGGUGCUGAUUGGAUGCGAAAAUUGGCUUUUCGAUAUCGUCGCAUCAAGGAAAUAGCUAAUGGCUACAGAAAUAACGUAGGAGGUUUGAUAGGACCGCAGAAACGAGAUCAAUGGCUGCAACUUAGGCAGGAAAUAGAGUCAGUAACAGACAACUGGUUAACUCUAGCUUUAAAGUCUUUACAGAUCAUCAAUUCCAGGCCCAACUGUGUUAAUGUUCUGGUGACCACAACUCAACUGGUUCCCGCAUUAGCCAAAGUCUUACUGUAUGGACUCGGGGGAGUUUUCUCUAUAGAAAAUAUAUACAGUGCCACUAAAAUUGGUAAGGAUAGCUGUUUUGACAGAAUUGUAGCCAGGUUUGGAAGGAAGUGUACCUAUGUUGUAGUGGGUGAUGGAAGGGACGAGGAACAAGCUGCUAAACAGUUGAACUGGCCAUUUUGGAGAGUGUGUAACCAUUCCGAUUUAGUUGCCUUACAUCAUGCGUUGGAUUUAAACUACCUCUAGUAACAGAAUGCUGUUGUCCUCUGAACUCAGUGUAAUGGCUGAAUGUGAAAGAUAGAGACUGAUCACGAACUAAGGAAAGCUGGAUAUUUCUGAGGAGGAAUGGUGAGAACGUUUUGGUGAUGAUGAGGAAUGGGUGUUUAAGGUGAAAACCCUCCAUCAGAAACUCUCAGUGGUGCAAUAUUAGAUGGGGACAGUUGAGAAAGAAGUGCCAUGUACUGCUUUAAGCUGCCAUAUGCAUAAUACCUUUAUUAACAUUUGAUGAACAUUUGGAAGAUGACCAUAUCCAUGAUGGAUGGGGUCAUAAUUAAUAUUUGAUAUUGUGAUAAUCCAAGAACUUUAUGAUUGUAUUUGAAGAACAUUCACUCAUGAAUGACUGAAUUAUUGUCAUGAAGAUGAAAAUGUCCAUCUUUUGGAUUACCUUUAAUCCCUGACCCUGAAUGUUGAAAUCAUGUGAUGGUGAGAAUCUGUCCACACAAACUUUGUCAACCUAUUAUUUCAUUGUACCAUUUAAUGUGUAUAUAACUGCAUAUAUAAAUGAUAUAAAACUCUGUGUAUAUUAAAAGGUAUACAUUUCUUAACAUUAUAUAUCUAUAAUAUAUAUUAUAUAGCUGAACUCUGUUCACAACUUGGUGCUGGACUGAAUGUCAGCAGAAAUUUUUUUCCUAUUUCACACUUAUUCAGAUGAUCACUUUAUUUCAUCCUUUUGUGUUUUGUAAAGGACAUUUCUGCUCUUUGUGUAGUGUUAAGAAAAUAAUUUGCUGCCAACUCCAUAAAAUCACCUGUAUUGAUUAAUUGUGAAGAAAAAGCAGCUACUUUCAUUAUUGCCCAUUAAACCAGAUUUGUAUGUGCCAAGUAUUAUUUAUGAGAAUCAGUAGAAAACUGUAGUAGCACCUAGUGUUGUAAGUUCAGGUGGUGCAGAUACCAGAAUGUCCACCGAACACCACACUAAUUUUGUGGUGCUUCUUGUCAAGAAAUAAUCGAGGUUUAACCAAAGAAUAUGCACCAAUCAAAAAAAGAAAGACAAGGCCAUUAUAUUAUGUAAAUGUUUUACGAGUAUUAACAUAUCAUAAUAAUGGUUUGUGUAUUUGUUGCGAGAGACAAUCCUUUAUCCUCAAGCAUGAACUUAGUAGCUGUCUGUAUUUGUUAAAAGUUAUUACUUUUAGACGGUUUCAAGUUAUCUCAAGUUCCUGUAUUGCAGAAGGUACUACUUUAAUCCAAGGACCUUUUUGUAAGCAUGUCUGGUUUACGGAUGUCCAUAUUGUUUGUUAGGGAAUGACUGGUUGUGAUGUGAGAAUACAAUCAAAACAUUUUGUUGUUGUUAACAAAUUUUUAUACUCAUUGAUAUUGGCAGUAUUUGUUUUAAGCAAUCAAAGUAUGGUAUUUAAUUACAAAAUAAGGAUAAGAGUUUUAAAGUACCAACAGCAAUUUGUGGUUUGCUUGUUCUAAUUCAGUUUUUAAAAAAAAUAAUUUUUACAUUUUCAUGUUCUAGUUAUCAUUUGAAAAUAAACAGAAUUACAGUUGAAGCUUUUUGCUAUAUGAUAUUUGGCCUCCCGUUUCCAUUACCCUCAUUAGAUUUACAGCAUCCCAAGUGCAUUUUUGUUGCAAGGGUUUAAGAUAAUAAGUAUGUAUGGUUUUACUUCAAACAUGUAGGUGUUUAUUCUUAUUUGAUCCACACAUUGUCAGUUUUUAUCCAUUUUUUGUAAAGUGUAACAUUAUCGAGACUGGUCUUGAACUCACUGUAAGGUUGUAUAUUUGUUGUCUCUUCAUUCAGUUAUUCGUGUACAAAAAUUAACCCAUUGUGUGUCACGUGAUUGUCAUUUUUGUACAGUUCAGCUUAACCAAAGAUUUUGUACUUUGCUGUAAAACUGGAAUGUACACUGGCAAAUAUUUUGCUGCAGUGAAUUUUCCCCCAUAUCUUCAUUAUUAUAUAUUGAGUCCAAUUUUUGUGUGACAGGUUGUAUGAUACAUGAAAAAAAUGCAUGAGGAGAAUAAGCAAUAAAAGUAUGAAAACUAAA
Ostrea edulis (European flat oyster) is the source of this 4193-nucleotide messenger RNA. RefSeq names its product eyes absent homolog 1-like. Gene Ontology annotation, molecular function: protein tyrosine phosphatase activity. Bases 232 to 2178 code for a protein of 648 amino acids. Lineage: Eukaryota; Metazoa; Mollusca; Bivalvia; Ostreida; Ostreidae. The transcript has 21 exons. The record is from RefSeq and is a predicted model, not a curated record. Gene Ontology annotation, biological process: multicellular organism development; cell differentiation; positive regulation of DNA repair. Gene Ontology annotation, cellular component: nucleus.